GUGAUCUCAUCACGGGCUGCGUGGAGCGGAGGGCGGGGCUCCACUCUUGCCAGCAUCCUCCUCCUCAUCCUCACCAUCACCACCGGCCAUCGCUCCCUCAUCGACCUGACACAUGAUGCUGAAGAUGCAGACAUAUUUCUUCUGCCUUUGAACAAAUACAACAACACGCCAUGGACUACCUUUUAGGACAUAUCGUACUGGACUGUGAGCUCUGUUGUCUGACAGGAGAAUGAGGAAGAGGAGAAACAGGAAGCCUUGGGAGCACUGUGGACCAUUUCUGUGAAGCCUCAAUGAAAGCAUCAGAAGAGCCGCUCUAGUAUUCCAAAUCAAUGGCCAAGAAAGGGCGUGCAAAGGGCGAGAAGCCUGAAGCCCUCAUCUCUGCCUUGCAGGCAGCCAAUGAAGAGCUCAGGUCCAAACUGACUGACAUUCAGAUAGAACUGCACCAAGAAAAAUGCAAGGUGAGCAAGCUGGAGCGCGACAAGGUGCAGGAAGUGAAGAGGGUGCGAGAGCAGGAGCAGCACCGCCACACCGCCAUGCUGACAGAGCAGCGCGCCAAGUGGCACGAGGAAAAGCAAAAGGAGCUACAAGCCCUGCGGGAAAGUCUGACACGGCAACAUGAGCAGGAGCUGGCCCGCCACGCCAAAAUCAAAGACCAGGAAAACCAGAGACUCAAAACCGCACUGAGCGCCAUUCGGGAUGGUAGCGGGGAGAAGGUGCGCACAGCACUGACCCUGGAGGCCAAGGAGGAGGCCCGACGCUUCUUUGACCAAGAGAGAGUGAAGCUCCUCCAGGAGAUAGCCGAGCUGAAGACAUCUAAGAAACAGACAGACGAGGCUCUCAGCAACAUGAUCCAGGCGGACAAGAUGAAGGCCGGUGACUUGAGGGUGGAGCACCAGCAGCACCAGGAGCAGAUCUCUAAGAUCAAGUGGGAUUGUGAACGGGACAUCCGGAGACUGGUGGAUGAAAUCAAAGCUAAAGAUCGUACCAUCUUCUCUCUGGAGAAGGAGUUGGAGUCAGCAACCGGAUUCCUACAGAAGCUGCAGCUUCAGAAGGAUGCGUUGGAUGAGCAACUUUUCCUGGUGAAAGAGGCCGAGUGCGGUCUAGGAAGCCCAAAAAGAGAGAUUCCGGGUAGAGUGGGAGAUGGUGCGGAACACUGUGGCAGCCCAGACAUGAGGAGAAACCAAAGGCGCAUUGCUGAAUUAAAUUCAACUAUUCGCAAGUUGGAGGACCGAAACUCGCUGCUGGUUGAUGAGAGGAAUGAACUGUUGAAGCGUGUGCGCGAGUCGGAGAAGCAGUGCAAGCCCUUGUUGGACAAGAACAAGCUGCUGAGUAAGAGGAAUGAUGAGCUGACCCUAACCAUCCAGAAGCUGGAAGAGAAAGCAAAGAGUCUCGCCAAGGAAAAUCUUGAGAUGAAGGAAAGGAUAAGCUCGCACCCUCCGCUAAAGAAGCCCAAGUCUCUGAAUGACCUGGAUCAAGCCCAUGAUGACCAGGAAAUAGCCUUUCUCAAGCUUCAAGUCCUGGAGCAGCAGAGCAUGAUUGACGAGCUGGCAAGGGACAGAGAGAAACUACUUCGAAAGAAAAGACAUAAAAGGAGCUCCAGGCCAAUAAAGAGACACAUUGUGGUGGAUACCUUUUUUGGCUAUGAUGAAGAGUCUAUGGACUCAGAAACAUCCUCUGUGGCUUCUUUCCGAAUGGAUAGGACACCCGCUACUCCAGAUGAAGAACUGGAUGUGGCAUUAGCCAAUGAGGAGUCUGAGCUGCGGUUCCGUCAGCUGACCAGGGAGUAUCAGGCCUUACAGCGAGCCUACGCUCUGCUGCAGGAACAGAAGGGUGGCAUAUUGGAUGCUGAGAUGGAAGCCAAGGCUCAGGAGCAACUCCAAGCAGACAUACUCAGGUACCAGGCCAAAAUAGAGGACUUGGAGAAGGAGCUGACAUUGAAGGGUCAGGACUCCAAAUGGGUGGAGGAGAAGCAGCUGUUUUUACGACGAAAUCAGGAACUUUUAGAGAAGGUGGAGAAGAUGGAGUUGGAAUGCAAUCGAGGGCAGCAGGAGCUCCAAGACUCUAGAGACCAGAAUGAACUGUUAGAGUUCAGGAUCUUGGAAUUAGAGGAGCGAGAGAGGAGGUCGCCUCCUUUCAACCACCUGAGAAUGCAUCCCUUCUCCGAGGGAGUCAGCGCAUUGCAAAUCUAUUGUAUGAAGGAAGGUGUGAAGGAUGUGUGCAUACCAGAUCUGAUCAAGCUUUUAGACAUCCUUGGAGACAACGGGAACUUAAGAAACGAGGAGCAAGUGGCCAUAAUUCAGGCUAGCACGGUUUUGUCAUUAGCAGAAAAGUGGAUUCAGCAGAUAGAGGGCACAGAGGCAGCACUACACCAGAAAAUGAUGGACCUGGAAAUAGAGAUGGAAAUGUUUUGUAAACAGAAAGGAUAUUUGGAGGAGGAGCUGGACUACAGAAAACAAGCCCUGGACCAGGCCUACAUGCAAAUCCAAGAGUUGGAAGCAACGUUAUACAACGCCCUGCAGCAGGACAAGGUGAUCAAAUAUGGCGAGCCUCUGGAUGAGCUCCAGCGGGAUGAGCUGCGAACGGCAGUGGAGAAGCUGAGAAGGCAGAUGCUGAGGAAGAGUCGAGAGUACGACUGCCAGAUCCUGCAGGAAAGGAUGGAGCUGCUGCACCAGGCACACCAGAGAAUUCGAGACCUUGAAGACAAGACAGAGAUCCAAAGGAGGCAGAUUAAAGAUCUUGAGGAAAAGGUGGUGCAUCAGCUCCGAGAUCCCGUUUGUCACUGCUGUUGUGUUAUUUAUUCGCUGUUGGAGUGUGGAGCAACACUGGUUCUAUUUGUGGUGUUAGUACACAAGUCAAUGGACGUUGGCCAUGGAUGCGCACUCUUUUUUUUUUUUUUUUUUUUUACUUUAAGUGGGUCUCUCAGGAUGCAGGACUGCAGGAACAAUAUGCACACACACAAAUACUAACAUACAUGCAUAUGCUGAUGCAUGUCCAUAUUGACAAACAAACAUGCUUUGACAAAUCCAAAACCAAAGCCUGGGAAGUAAAUGAUGUCUCUGCCAUGCAGGGUAGUAAUAAUAAUAAUAAUAUUGUGUGUCAGCCAUCACUGUUCGGGGAAAUGGAAAAAAACAAACACCCGCCCACAGCUGAUUGUCUUCUCUUUCAAGCCUAAAAGGAUGUAAAUCCAACCUAGAAGGGACCAUCAGACUGUUUGGACCCUCUUGAGGUCAAGGCAAUAGUACAGACACUAACCGGAAGGACACUGAAGAGAAACGAUUGGACUGGAUUGUCAACACUUUUCUUAUUUUUUUUCCCAAAGGCAGCAAAUGAAGUAAGAUCUUUACUGUUUUUGAACAAUCCCCGCCCCCAGCUGUGAUACAUACACACAUGUUCAUAUGUACAUGAAUCCCAGUUUACUUCAUGUUGUUUGUGUUUAUGUUGACUGCAGCUUGAGCAGUCAAAAUUCACAAUUUUACAUUUGAAUGUAUUGUGAUGACAGCUGCACAGAUGUUUUUUUCUGGAUGUGAUAAGUGAAGAAAAAAAUGUUGAAUGUGGAAUAUUUUUCUCCCUUUCCCUCUUCACCAAUUUUCACCAUCCAGUCAACUGCAGGAGAAAGUGUAAUUACACUUGCUGACCAGCAGAGGGCAUGUUUCACCAAAAUCCAAUUACCCUUUAAAAGUUGAAUGAUCAGGAUUGUAAAUAUUGUCAAACCUUUAAAAAAAAGGAAUCUCAUUGGUUUAAAUUAAUUCUAUAUCCUAGGAAAAAUAUGGAAACCAAACUAAUCAUUUUCAUUUCUUGAAUGACCUUAUUUUUGCUAACCUUCCAAUAUUUAUGAUGUUAUUAUAACUAUACAGUAUACCUUCUGGCCUCACCUUACAUUCAUGACUUCAGAGGGGAAUGACUGAGACUAUUUUUGUGCAAACUUUGCUAACAAGCAGUUGCCUUAAAUGCACUUUCCCCAUCGUUUUGCUUGUACAUUACUAACAGGAACCCGUUUGCAUCCCUCCCCAGGUGGUUGAUAUUAAUGUGUAAUGUAUAUUUCAAAUCUAUAUAUAUUUUCUUUUUAAACUCACAGAGGAUUUUUUUAUCUGUCUUCCAACAAGAGUUGAACCCUCCCAACCCCCCACACUCCUACUUUCAUGUAGAUGAUUAAAUAAACAGAAAGUCAAAUGUGCUGUUUGACUUUGAUGGAUGACA
This is a messenger RNA of Doryrhamphus excisus (bluestripe pipefish), 4197 nucleotides long. NCBI's taxonomy places the organism in Eukaryota, Metazoa, Chordata, Actinopteri, Syngnathiformes, Syngnathidae. The record is from RefSeq and is a predicted model, not a curated record.